UACAGUCGUACGCUGUAUCCACUCACUUAUGCGCUCGCAAUACUAGCACCGUACUGGUGGUACCACCGGUUCUCGCACCAGUACUGAACUGGCAGCACCAUACCAGCAUCCUCACAACCAUCACCAACUUGUGUGCCAUUCAGCUGUGCCGACAUCACAGAGUCCAUUGAAAACUCACAAGGCUCCGUGGAGCCCUACAGUAGGGUAUCACUGCAAUGAACAAUACCGAAAACGAAGCCAACAUCACACAAAGAACUGAUGAAACAGAUGACAUCAUUACUGUGUACAAAUCAGAAGAGCAGGCCAAACUGUUUGCCAUUCUUCCAAAGCCAUUUGCACUGCUUUCCAUUUUUUGUUCAUAUGUCAUGAUUCGAGAAAUUGUUGCUGAGCACCGAUUAAAGAAAGGUCGGCCGGUUUUGCGAAUGCUACUUGCCAUGGCAGUAGCAGACAUCUUCUACAGCUUCGCCUACUUCCUCGGCACCUGGCCCGCACCUCCAGAUGUAGAGCACAACAUGUAUGGAAAUGUUGGCUCUCAGGGUUUCUGUACCUUUCAAGGCUUUAUCAUGUCAUUGGGAAUUCAGGCCUCGGUCCUUUCGAAUGCAGCUCUAUCAAUCUACUAUCUGAAUAUAAUUAUCUACAGGAAGACAGACAGAGAUUUAGAGAAAACGGAGAUUUAUCUCCAAUCACUCAUUUGGAUUCUAGCUUUCGUGCUCGCAAUCUACCCGAUUCCAUUGGAACUCUACAAUCCUGAAACAGAUCUCUGCACCCUUCAGUCAGCGCCGCGAGAUUGCUCUGGAGAGGACUGCAUUCGAGGGUCUGACCCUUUGAUUCAUCUCAUCAUCGCUAUGGCACCACCGUUGGUCUGCCUAUUGGUGAGUAUGAGCAUCAUGGUAGUCAUUACCAUGAAUGUAAGGAAAUUGGAGAACAAAAGCCGGAAGUAUGGAGCAAGUAGCAUUAUGAUCCAACCACCACCAUUCAGUGCUGAAGGUAUGGCUCCAAGAGGCAGUGCUGAAAGCAUGGUCCCGCAUGGCAGUGCCCGAGCCAGCAUGAACAGUGGUGAUGUGUCUGAUUUCUUCAUGGGUGAUGUUCCCAGGAGUCGUGUGGCAGUGCGGCGUACACUAGUUGAAGUGGACCGACACAAGUCACAAGCAGCGGCCAUGCAAGCUAUCUGCUACGCUAUUGCUUUUCUAAUGACCUACCUGUUGUCCUACAUCUCAGUGAUUAAAUACCUUACAACUGGAACCUGGAAUGUGAUUUUGGAUAACUUUGCAUUUUCUGUCUUUCAACCUUCUGCUGGGACUUUUAACUACAUCGUCUUUGCUCGGGUGAGGAUGAUGAAGACCCCUGAAGGGAAGCUAUUGAAAACCUUUUUUUGCUGUACCUGCUUGCAAAAGGAUCAGGAGACUGCUCGUGACAGUACCAGCCAAAGCAAAUCGAGAAAAACUACUCAACAACAGCAACAACAACAACCGAAUGCAAUGCCUGGGGAAAGUGAUUCUCGAAAUCAAGUGGAGUUUCGGCAGGCCUCAAGUGACCAGGCUGCAUCAGGUUCCUAUGAUGAAGGACUAGUUGAAUAGGUUGAAGGGAUUCCUGUGAUCCAAUUGAGUGUGUCCCAACUAUCGCCACCAUCAACGACAAUUCACGCCAAAUGACCUGUUCCGGCUACAAAAGUUGUUUCUAUGGACAAGCAUGAUUUGAUCGUACAGGUGUUGCUCUCUUGUACUGGUGCGGAUCGAUCCCAUUGACGAAAAGACACUACUGUUCAGUCGCGAAUGACUCCAUCCGCAGUAUGAAAUGUAAUAUGGUUUGUGGGUCUUUCCUUUUUCAUUCAUUCGUCGCUCCUACCCGGACAGGAAGAUGCCGCAUCCAAUUUUCGAAGCCCGUCAAGUGUGUUCCAUGCUGUGGAUAUCAUACACGUGUACGAUCUGACAAGGAUGUAAGGAACGGUAGCUAAAAUACCUCUCUUUUCUUCCAGUUUUCCAGCGUCUCUUUCUGUCCUCAUUUCCAUCUACUGUGCAGUCAAAAGCGGCGAGGCGAAGUGUAAGCCUUCGUAUCAAAAUGCAAUAGCUAUUCAUACCUCCGAGGUCGAGCCACUUUUGGGGUGAAUAAACGUCAAGGUCGCAAAGAACCAACUUGGGGAUUUUACC
Messenger RNA from Seminavis robusta, 2147 nucleotides. Lineage: Eukaryota; Bacillariophyta; Bacillariophyceae; Naviculales; Naviculaceae. The record is from the annotation of a GenBank genome assembly.